This is a messenger RNA of Haliotis rubra (blacklip abalone), 3926 nucleotides long. RefSeq names its product E3 ubiquitin-protein ligase TRIM56-like. The transcript has 2 exons. Gene Ontology annotation, molecular function: zinc ion binding; ubiquitin-protein transferase activity. The record is from RefSeq and is a predicted model, not a curated record. Gene Ontology annotation, cellular component: chromatin; nucleoplasm. Lineage: Eukaryota; Metazoa; Mollusca; Gastropoda; Lepetellida; Haliotidae. Bases 312 to 2234 code for a protein of 640 amino acids. Gene Ontology annotation, biological process: positive regulation of DNA-templated transcription.
UGAGAGCCUGGGUGAUUUUUAAAAAAAUAUAACGUUACAAUAGAGGUCUAUGGGAAAAGUCUUUGUGUAACCUAUCUAACACUAAAGCACUUCCGGGUAUAAGAGUGAUCUCCCUUUCAUUGCUUCUUUAUUAACGCUGGGCGGAAGAGAAUCAUUCUGCAAAUGUUUGUUGUUAACGUCCCACACAGCAAUAUUCCAGCUCUAUGGCGGCGGUAGUCUACAACCUCAGCUGAGUAUGUGCUUGUCCGUUAGGUGAAGACAAUGAUCAUGAGCUGACGUCUAUCGGGUUACCGUGGACUUUGACUGGAACCAUGGCAGGGACAUUAGUGGUGCAGUCGGUCGUCAGUACACAUCCUGAGGACAUCCUGACCUGUGGCAUCUGCCUCCAAGUGUUUAAAGAUCCCAGAAUCCUGCCUUGCCUUCACACGUUCUGUUUCAAGUGCAUAUGCUCUCAUGUGGAAUCGUGUCGGUCCGAGAACAGACCCGUACAAUGCCUACAGUGUCGGGAGCCCUUUCCAGACAAGAUAAGUUGUCUCAACGAGAACGUUUUUAUCAGUGGACUCACACAUCUGGUUGAAUUUAAGGCAGUGAAGAAGGACGAAUGCACACCUUGUGGUCUGAAUAACCGUGUGUCCCGGGCAGAAAGGAGAUGUCUUGACUGUGGCGAUUACCUGUGUUCCGCCUGCUCCAUGGGGCACACGGCCUCCUCUCUAACACUUCACCAUCAGGUAGUACCUCUUGGAGAAAUCCGGCAAGGAAAAUAUGAUGCAAAACUGAGGCAGACCCAGAGGGUUCUCUGCCAGCACCACCAGGACAAAGAUGUGGAAUACCUGUGUGAAUCCUGCUGCCAGCCAGCAUGUAUAUCCUGUGUGGUGACUGAUCACAAGGGUCACACCAUUCAGUCAGUAGCCGAAGCUGUAACGCAACACAAAUCAGAGAUAAAGUGUUUGGUAGAAGCCGUAAGAGAAGAAUUGACAACAAUAAAGGCUCAAGAAAAGGAUAUAUUGUCCCUGAUAAAUGAAGGCAAAGCGAAAGACAAAGCAAAGAAACGUAUAAUUGAAGAAACUGCUCAGCAAGAAAUCGCUGCAAUAAAUGCCAGAAAAAGUGAGUUGUUGAAAAAAGUUAGUGAUGACAGGAAAGUUGCAGGAAAGGAACACGACAGUAAGUUAGAGGAGGUCGUGCGUAAGAAGACUGUGACAAGCAGUUGUGUUGACUUUUGUGAACGCAUCCUAGAGAAGGGCAAGGACUACGAGCUUGUGAUGCUGGAGACAGUGAUCAUGGAGAGGCUGCAAAAUGUACGGAGUUUGCUGCCCGGAAUUAGACCGAACCAAACUGAACGAAAAGAGAACUGUCAAGUUGCGUCUCAAGUUAGUUCCUCACAAAGCAGUAAGCCAUCAGAUUUCCUAUUAACUCUACGCGAGGCUUCCCCAAAGAGCAUGGACAUCACUCUGGCACUGAAGAAUGUCUUCAGUGGGAAGUCCAAACACGACAAGAGUAAACCUGAUAUCAAAGGUAUGACUUACAGUUCUAGUAUCGGACUGAUAAUCUCAGACAAAGCCAACAAGAAGCUAAAAGUCCUCAACACUCAGGGCGACUUACGACGAGAAAUCACAUUCGAGGAUUUUAAUCCGUUUGCUGUUGCUGCUGCUGGUAAAGAGAUCGGGGCUAUCAGUGGUAAUUGUCUCUGGUUGAUAACAGCAUCUGGGUGUCUCAAGAAGAAGAUCCAAAUUGAUAGAAAGAAACCAAAUGAAAACCAGAGCUUCACAUAUUGCCUUGCUGCUGCUCAAAGAAUUGGCUAUGUUGUUGGAAAUAUUCCUGGAGUAAAAGGCCUUUAUCUCUACGAUUUUGAUGGAAAUCUGCAAACAUUUCUCAAAUUUGAGUUACAUUUACCCCUUGCAGCUGUGUCACUCAGUUCUUCAGGGGAUAUCAUCCUCAGCGAAUGGGGCAGAGGAAGUAUCACCAUUCUAUCUGCCAAGGGAACAUUAAAAUGGCGAGUGUCUAGUCCUGGCUGGAAACCGAACGGCAACUGUGUGGUAGAGGGUGGAUAUAUGUUUGUAGCAGACUACCUUUGGGGAGGUCUGUGUGCAUUUACUGAAGGUGGUGAGAGUGUCCUACAGCACAGAACCACAUCUGAUGGCUUAAAGAACCCCAUAUGCCUUGUUAGUGCUGACAAGGGUUUGCUGUGUGUUGCGGGAAAGGAUAGUGUAUGUGUGUAUGACAUCCACAAAAAAUAAGCUGAAGGAAGAUGAAACAGACAUCGGCCUAUACUGACACCUUUCCUCCUUGUCCAUCAAGUUUAUUUUAAGCUGAUGUUAUGCAAUAAGGUAUGAAAAAAUAUGUGAAUUUAAAUAUAGGCAAAUGAACGUUGAAAUGUAUUAUUGUUUGCAUUUUGAAGAAAGGACUUUCAGCCGUCAGCCAAAGAAACAUGCAUUUAUAGGCAGACACUUAAGCAAUGGCUACAACCUGCAUAAAAUCAUCAUGGAUAUGCUGCAGCUGACUUUGAGAGUAAUUUUAAUGUUCAUCGUAAGACAAUCUAUGAAACAUGUGUUCUAUUGGGUGUUACUCUGUGAGAGUAGGUUCAAAUAGAACUCAACCCACCCAGUGCCGAUGUCCAGCGAAACUCAAUUUUGCUUCCAUGUCACCGUUUGGCACGCCCAGCUUUGUGUACGACAGCAUCCAAGCUUCAGAAGACACGUCUGGGGCAGGAAACAGACGAUUAGUUGUUUUCUGGACAGCUUAAGUUACUCAGACUCAUCAGUUUGGGAGUGUAAUGGUAUGGGGUGGCAUCGCAACUCAUGGUAGGACACAACUCAUCAUCAUUAAUUUCCGUUUCAAUCGCAUAAGCUAGCGAGACAUCAUUUGAGGUCAUAUUGUACCCAUGUGUUAAAGCAUGAAUGUAACUUUGCAGCAUCAGUUGAACACCUUUUAGGCAGCACAACAUUGCGCGCGCACACACACACACACACACACACACACGUUCUUUCUCCAAACGUCUCCCUCCAAGAAUACAACUUGGAUAAGAUUGAUAUACCUGCUCUACAACCAGAACAAGCAACGGACGCUGGUUAGUUCGGCCAGUCAUUGGUUGACAUUCGGAACAUCCCCCAGACUCUUUCCAACCGCUGCAGCCAUGUCCAUAUGGAAAAAAGGUGGCCACACACGAUAUUGACAGUGUCAGACCUCCCUUCUUUUUCAAAGUGUGAUAUUCUGUCUCCUGUUAUAGGUGUUGCCAAUGAAUUUAUUAUCAAGUUAAACUGAACAGUUGGUGCAUCCUAUCGCAGCCAGGUAAAAAGGUUUACUCCAGGACUUCCUGUGGCAUCAGAAAUGUAACAAAAAUGUGACAACCAUGAUACAAUAUCCCAGUUGCUGCUGAUAAUCUGUGACUUCCUUAUAUGGGAAAAGCUGACAAGAGGACCACUAACCCUUUAUUGGUCGUAAUAGAACUAGUAUUCCUUCCUUCUGACUGGUAUUGGUCAGCCUCUGAGCCUUAUCUUGCCUUGUGGAAUUGACCCUCUUGAUUUGUUUGAGUGGCAUUCUAGAAGUUGGUGGUAUAGAGAUGACAAGACUUUAUGGAUGAUCAACUGUCAAAAUAAAGAAUUUGAUCAUCCAUAAAGUCUUGUCAUCUCUGAAUUGACACUCCUUCCACCUGGCCCUUCACGACCGCCAUCGUACCCACCCAAUCCCCUCUCAGGACACAUUCGGUCCUGCUUCACCACAAGUUGACAACAGGUGGCAAUGUAGUAACACAUAGAAAAUAGAAAAUAUCUUUAUUUACAAAUAUAGCAAUAAAAGCACUGAUAACCAUGAACUUGAUGCAGUUCACAUAACCCAGCGGCUGAAUCCCGUCUUUCAGAGGUAUUGCUUAUCCAUGCAAGAUGUCAGAUUAGCAUACUUGCUGGUCGGCAUCAUCAACAGAAGACGAGUGA